This is a messenger RNA of Tachysurus vachellii, 4742 nucleotides long. Its product is annotated as protein translocase subunit SecA-like. Gene Ontology annotation, cellular component: membrane. The transcript is spliced from 3 exons. Gene Ontology annotation, molecular function: protein binding; ATP binding; ABC-type protein transporter activity. The coding region runs from base 192 to 3341 and encodes 1049 amino acids. Lineage: Eukaryota; Metazoa; Chordata; Actinopteri; Siluriformes; Bagridae. Gene Ontology annotation, biological process: protein import; protein targeting. The record is from RefSeq and is a predicted model, not a curated record.
GAUAACAUUACUUCGGAUGUCAUCUUACCUGACGAUACUUUUUCAUUACCUGUGAGUUGCAUCCAAAUGACCUCAGAUGAUGUCUUGCCUGAAGAUUUUUUACCUUCACCUGUGAUGAAGAACAAAAUGGACUUCUGAAGAUCAUCUUGCAUCUUGAACAGCACUUUGGUGUAUAAUUCACACCUCAGAUCAUGGCAUCAACAAAUCUGUUGUUAUCAAGAUUGCGCGAUUUGGUCAGAUAUGGACAGUGGAGUGAGGAUGAUGUUGUGGAUUUGUUCACUGCCCUUGUGAAAGAAUACGGUGUAAAGAGAUUAAACACUGAUUUCUACACAUGGAUGGCUAAAAUACUUUACCAAGUGGAAAUUCACAAGAUCAACAAGUCAGAUUUAUCAUCUGAGAUUAAACCAAACCAGUUUGUGGAUGACAUUGAAAACAGAAUUAAAAGCCUUGCUAAAGAAACAAGAGAGAAAAGCCUCAAAGAAAUCCUUGAAGAAAUUCGAACAGAAGGAGACACUGAUCUCAAUAUUUGUGAAGUUGAAAACAUUGUGUCAUAUGUGUCAUCAUCACCUGUUUCAAAAAACCCAUCAGGUAUAAAGGAGACAUUAAUGAGACUAUGUAACGCAGUAGAAAAAGCCAAAGGAUGGAAACCAAGGCUGACUCAGAUGGUGAGUUGGUGCAUCAUGGCUCUUUCUGAUUCCAGCCGGUUAAUCCAGGUUGGCACAGGAGAAGGAAAGUCAUGUAUUGUAGCCAUGUUUGCUGCAUAUCUUGCCAUGAAUAGACAACAUGUAGACAUUAUCUCCAGUUCCCCUGUGCUUGCAGAGAGAGAUACUGAGGAGUGGCUUCCAUUUUAUAAAAAUCUGGGAAUCACUGUGGAUUACAAUACAAAUAAAAGAAAAGUUGAAGACUUGAGGCGGUGUUAUGCAUGUCAGGUAGUCUAUGGCACAGCUCAAGAUUUUGCAGGAGACUGGUUAAGACACAGGUUUCAAAGAGAAAAUGUGAGACCUGAUAGAAAGUUUGAAUGUGUCAUAGUAGAUGAGGUGGACUCGCUCAUGUUGGACAAAGGCCUAGAAAUUGUCUACCUGAACAGUGAGAUGCCUGUCAUGGAGUCUUUAAAUGUAAUCUUAGCUAAGAUUUGGUGUGUUGUCAACCAGUCUGAAGAUCUGGAUGUAGAGAAGACACUGGAUCUCAUUCGCUCAUUAUUAGCAUCAGAUGAUUUAGACAUACUGCCAUCACAUUUAGAGAUCUCCACAAGUACAUCAGAGCGGGAGCACAACAAAAUCCACAUUCCAGGUUUUCUAGAGCACAUAAAUGAGAGGCUAAAAAUAUGGAUUGAAAAUGCAUUUCUUGCCAAAACAAUGACUUUAGGGCAUGAAUACAUUCAGCAUGAGAAUGGUGUAGUUCCUGUAGAUUUCAGAUCUACAGGAGUCGUGCAAAAUAACAUGAAAUGGGGAGACGGACUUCAGCAAUUCCUAGAAAUGAAGCACCAAACCAGGCUGUCGAAUAUGUCCAUUAUAACAAAUUUCAAGUCCAAUGUAAGUUUAUUCAGGAGUUACAAACAGAUUUAUGGGCUCACAGGAACUUUGGGGAAACAAAACGAACUUGAUUUGCUGCAGAAACUGUACCCUGGCAUUAAAUCAUGUAAAAUCCCACCAUUCAGACGAAGGAAACUUUACGAGAAGGACGGCAUUGUAAUUACUGAUGAAGAUGGGUGGGUAGAAACAAUUUGUAAGGUUGUUAAUAACCAAGUGAACCCCACAGUCUACCGAGGUUCAAGAGCAGUCUUGGUCAUCUGUGAAACUAUUAAACGAGCACAAACUGUCCAUGAUGCACUCUCAAAAACUAUUCCAACAGACAAACUGAAACUGUACACCAAUAACAAUAUGGACAAUUCAAUGAUUACAGGCAAGGAGGUUACAGAAGGUUGUGUCAUUGUUGCAACCAAUCUUGCUGGUCGUGGGACUGACCUAAAAGUCUGUAAAAAUGUAAAUGAUUCAGGGGGUCUGUUUGUGGUGCAGACCUUCUUGCCUCUUAAUAUCCGUGUGGAGCAACAAGCUUUUGGUCGAACUGCACGAGAAGGAAACCCUGGUUCUGCUCAACUCAUCAUGUGUUCUACUCACUUCUCUGAGUCAGUGAAACUGGUCAUGGAACUACAUUCUCCUCUCGGGUUACUUACCCUCCUGAGGCAUCUAACAGCCACUUUAGCUGUGACAGGACUGACUGAAAAUAAGUUUGAAGAAACCCUUACAAUUUAUCAAGGAGAACACAAUGAAAAGAAUUGUGAGGCCAUGGUGAAAGAACUUAGAAAAUUGCUAAAUGCUGAAAAGCCAAGCGGUUUAACAAACCUGGAGGUGGAAAAACAGUCUAGAGAUUUAAUUGUGCAAACAAGACUGUCACAUAUUCUUGAAGAUGACAUACCAAAAAUCACCAAAAAGGAAGAUCUCUUUUCUGACUACCUUGCCAUAUUGGACACCAUUUACAAACAGCCUCUGGGUGGCAACCAUGAAGAUAUUGUGUCUUCACUUCAUGAGUGCUGGGGUAUGUGGCUUCUGAUGAAGUUCAAUGAGAAUGAAUCGACUGAAAUAUUAAGACAGCAGUUAAAGAAAGACUUGCAAAGUGCAAAGCAAAAACUGGAUUGUAAACAGUCUCCUUCCACUAUGAUCUACCAUUAUGUAAGACUUGGCAACACACUCCGCAACAAAAGAUCCUUUGCAGACAGCAUUGAGAUGUACACAAGAGCCAUUGAAAACAAUUCUUGCUGUCCUGCCAUUGCUUUGUACAAUCGUGCAUUGUCCAUUCUGUCUAAAGGAAAUAGUGGACAUAUUGCUCAGGCAUUGUCAGACCUGAAGAAAGCUGAGGAGGCAGUAGACUCCUACAUGAGAAAGUUGACAUUGACUGUGGACUUUGUGAAAAGCUCCAGCAACGAUCACUUUUUGUUUUCUGACACCUCGUUUACCAAGCAAUUUUACGCCAAGCAAAUGGCACAGCAUCGAUUAAAAAAAAAUAUCCAGCAAGCAAUACAAGUGUUGCAGUUUGCUGAAAGUAAAGGUUAUGAUGUACGGAUAACAGAUUACCCAGCGGAACUUCUGGUGUUGAACCCUGUUCUUUUAAGAUCAGAUGAAAUUAUAAAGGUCCUGCGAUCGGUUGUCGCCCUGUCCAAGGUGUCCUCUACCGUGUUCCCAGAGUCUCUUAGCAUUAGCUCAAGUACAGAAAAUGAACUGAUGGAUGGAGUUACCGAGCUGGGCCGAGAGAUAAUUCAACUCCAGUCACUGGGACUGGACACCCUCUUCUCAGUACAAACAGUGUUCUCUUUUUUUAAACGUUUGAGUAAAAUAUUCAGUUAAAGGCUCAGCUAAACUAUUUGACAAAAAAGUACAGCAAACAUUUUCAGCACAUAUCCUUUUGGCAUCCAGUAGGGAAGAAUUGAAGUAUACUGAAGUGCUGAUUUAGAAGAGCCUCCUGAAUAUAGCAAGACAUUUAUUAAAUAUAUAUUUUUAUAGACAUCUUUCUAAUCAUCAUGAUGACAUCAAACUGCCAGACAUUAGUAGCAAAAUUAAUAAUAAUUAAAGCCAAUACUGCAAAUUUUCUCAGGCUAGUACCUUUGCUAUUACUUUUUCAAGUGACCAAUGAUAUGGUCCUAUUCUAUUAUAUGUACCUGUCCUAUUGCAAUGUUUUUUUAUUGUUAAUACAAGUCUUAGACUUACUAACCAAAAUGGUAUAUCUAGUAACUCUUCAGAGUACUUGCACAAUAGUAAGUUUUGUACCUUUGUGGAUCACUGGGUACAUAUUACUCAUACCUAUACUACCUGUUCCUUUAUCUUUAUUUCUUUAUUUUUUUUAAAGACAUCAUUACUCAUUCUCUUUGAAAUUCAGCCAGUGUACUCUUUGUCUAUUUAAAAUAAAUCGUCAAAAAGCUGUCUUUGACAUCACACCUGAUUUCACAGUGACAACUUAUUACUUUCAAUAAUUGAUUUACACAAUAUACCAUUAGCCCUUUUUCUGCCAAUACAGCUCUGACCCAUCAAGGCACAGACUCCACAAAACCACUGAAGGAGUGAUGAGGUAUCUGGCUCCAAGAUUUUAGCAGCAGAAGUCUAUUAAAUUGCUACAUAGUGCCUCCAUGGAUCAGACCUGUUUUCCAGCACAGCUCGCAGCUCAAUCAACAAUCCAACUAUUUGGCAUGUUCAUCAAACCAAUCCUAAACAAUAUUUGCAGUGUGCCAGGGGUGCAUAAUCCUGCUGAAGAAGGCCACUGCCAGGGAGGGGUGCAUCAGAGCCUGUACCAAAAGAAGGCCUGUACCAAAAUCAAACAUGUGGACAGGAUGCUCCGCUCUGACAACCCCUCCCUAACAGGAAGCAGCCCUGGAAAACCACAACAUAUUAAUCGAUCCAGUAACACAUUAAUGGUGCUUGAUUAAUUAAUAAUAUAAUUUUAAUUCCCUCCACCAUCAAAAAAAUGUAGAAUUUUUAAAAUAGAAAGACAUUCUCCAUCUUUAAACUAAAAGGUAUCUCCUGAUUAUGUAGUUGUACUUUUUGACCAUAUACUGCACGGUUAAAGAAGGGUAAUGAUUUCAUUCUCCGGUGUCACCCAGACAAGGAUGGGCUUGAUUUUGAAUCCUUAUUCCUCGUCUCAGUAAGUUUUAUUGUUUUUUGAAUUGAUUAUAUAUAUAUUCAUGUAAAGCUGCUUUGCAACAAUGUCCUUUUUUAAAAGUGCUAUACAAAUAAAAUUGAGCUGAUUGUCAAAAA